Drosophila navojoa is the source of this 3251-nucleotide messenger RNA. RefSeq lists its product as uncharacterized. NCBI's taxonomy places the organism in Eukaryota, Metazoa, Arthropoda, Insecta, Diptera, Drosophilidae. The record is from RefSeq and is a predicted model, not a curated record.
AGGUUAAACUAAAAAACAGUUAGCUUAAACUGCCCAAGAAGUGAGGUUAGCUCUACAGUCAGGUCAGGCAGCUGACUCCAUUCAGUCUAGUUUAGUUCAGUUUACAACUGCCAAGCAUUGCAAAUUAGGAAGUCGAAGCGCAAACCGAUGCUAGAUCUAAACUAAGUGAAAGUAGAAACCGAAUGUUAAUUAAGCGUAAGCCAUAGAGUAGAUCCAGAGCCGGUAAGCCUAAGCAGUAAGCAACAUGUAUGCAGCUGCUGGCGGCGCCUCCUUGGCCUCGCGCCAGGCGCGCCAGCGCCAGCGACAGCAGAAGAAGAACCAACAGCUACAAGCGAAACUACAUCCACCGAAACCAGCUGGAGCCGCCGUCGGCCUCGGCGCCGCUGAUCAUGGCGGCGCCUCGACGCCGACGCGCAGCCAGUCGCGGCAAUUCCACCAGCUGCCCACCAGCUACCUGCGGGCGCCGCAGCAGCCGCAGGGCCGCAAGCUCAGCGCCACCUACACGCAGUCCCGCUCCCUGCUGCCCAUCGAGGAGGGGACGGGCGGCUCCGACACGCAGUCGGUGCUCCAGCUGCGCAUGCACUCGCACGCGCACGCACACGCGCACUCACACUCGCACAUGCACGGGCACGCCCACGGCCACGCCCAGGGGCUGCAGGGCCACGGGCACAGCCAUCUGCACCACGGCCACGGGGGUCCCGUGCAAACGCCCUAUCAGCAGUUCGCCUCAUCACACGGACGCGUCUCACCGAAGCUCGUGCAUCGGCACAGCGGCAGCAGCGCUGGCUUCCCCCCCGGUGCGGCGGCAGCGGGACAGCUGCACAAGUCGGCAACGGCGACGCUGCCGCUGGUGUCCCAAAUGGAGGAGACGCCGCCAGUUACUCCUGCGUUGCCAUCGGCUGCGGUCGGCGUUAAAACGACGGCGAUGUCGAUGCUGGAGACAGACGCCACGCCCAGCACCUCAGCGGCGGCGGCCGCCGCCGAAGCCGCCGUCUCCGAGCCCCAAUUGGAGCUGGCCGGCGCGGCGGCCAUGUUUGUAGCUCACCACGAUGCGAUCAUUGUAACGCCGGCCACGCCCAUGGCCUCGCCAGGGCACGCCGCCGCAGCGGCAGCAGCAGCAGCAGCAGUGAAGCUGCGGCGAGCCGACGACGACGACGAGCCCCACGACUCGGCCGAGCGCCAGCCCCUCACAGCCUACGACGAGGACGAGGCCAUGCAGCCGCCCACCGGCCCCUUGGAGCGCAAGUGCAGCGUCUAUCGCAUGCGUCGCAGCGACGCCUUCGAGCAGGGCGACCUCGGCGUCACCAGCGGCCUCAAGCGGCAGCUGCGCGAGCUCCAGUUCCAGCAAACCCAGUACGAGCCCCUCGUCAGCGAUGAGCCCCAGCUGCUCUUCAAGGGGCGCAAGUUCCAGCUGUGCGCCUACUGCGAGGAGGGCAUCUGCGUCUGCGAACACAUCGAGUGCGCUCAGGGACGGGCCGCCUGGCUGGAGCGCGGCCGUCGCUGCAGCGUCCAGGAGCAGCAACAGCAACAGGCCACCUGCCAUCGACGCUGGGUGAAGCGCAAUCGAAUCCAAGAUGCUUCAUUGGGCGGUUCGUCGGACGAUGAGGACUUUCUGGGCGUACUACGUGGACCCAGUACCUUUGCGAAUGCCUUUCUCUAUGUCGGCCUGGGCACCGUUGCCUUGGGUCUGGUCAUCGCGUUCGUCGGCACCGGCGAGAAGGGUUUUAAAACAGUGGAACUAAGACUUAUAGGGCCCUCUCUAAUAGGUUUGGGUCUAAUCUGUUGCAUUUUACGCAUCCUCUUCUGCAUCUGCCCAUCCCACUGCAUCUCAUCCAGCAAGAAGGCCCGCAAGAAAAAUGGUAACAAGAUCGAUGCGGAUCACACGACCUCCUUGCUCCGCAACGAGAGCAAACGCGUUUCCAUAGCGCGUGGACCCUCCAUUCAGCCAAAGUACCCUAUUGCACACAAGCGCAGUCAGAGCAAGAUGCUCAAUGAGGGAAUGGAGGCACUGCGUCAAAUUGCAACCACAUCGCUCUUCAUGCAGAACGAACAGAAGACGGCCAUAAACCGCGUGGUGCCCAUUAUAAACGAGCCGGAGAGCAUGGAUCAUAUGGGAGCAGAUGCGCCGCUCGAGAUGAAGAAGCUGCAAACGGCGCUGAAUAUGUGCGAGAUGAGUGAUGAAGAGCGGGAGGAGCAUGUGCAGCAGUCUGCUAAACGUACAGCUGCAGCAACUACAGCAACCACAACAACAACUGCCGUUACGAGUAGUACCACCAAAGCGACAAAAGCAACAACCCUGGGCACCGUGGACGAGCGACCCAAUAGCAAAUUGUCGCGCCAACGCGUUGCCCUGCAACAGCAACGCCAGCAGUCGGAGCAACAGUUGCAGCAGGACGUGCAGCACACACAAUUGGAGCAGUCGCAGUCAUUGUCCUCCUCGUCCACUGUCCGAGACUCACUCGAUGCCGUCGUCGUUGUGGAGGAGACCUCGCUCAUGGACGCGCCCACGCCCACAGUGGCAGCCAAGCCUCUGCCCCCGCCCGCAACCCUGCCCAGCAGCAGCAGCAGCGGCGCCAUACCCCGGCUCAAAAGCUCAACGGCAACAUUCAGUGAGACUCGACAGGGCAUCUCGACGGGCGCCACGCCCAAAACAACGCCCACCACCACCACCAGCAACAGCAGCAACACCUACAACACACGCCUCACCAGCUCCCAGUCGCAGCCGAUGAGCUACGACCUGCCCCCAGCGCUACCGCACACCUAUUCAGCGACAGCUACGGUGCGUGGUCCUCUGGGCAUGACUCUAACUGGCUCCAGCAGCGCCUAUGGGUCGCCUGCCAGCCGCACCACUGCGACCACGACGACGAUCAGUUUGCUGCCGCUGCCAGCGCCGCCAACAGCUGCAGCAGCAGCAGCUGAAGCAGCAACAACCAGCAUACCCGGCCAGGUGCUGGAGCCUCAGUCAAGGAUGGCCACAACAAGUCUGAGCAUAUUGCAGCCAUUGCACAGGCCAGCGACGGCCCACUCGUCAACAGCCACAGCAGGAGCCGGAGCAACAGCUAGAGCGACGUCAGCGGGUCACAAAUCACAGCCGUCAUCCGCCAGCCUCACAGCGGAGCGUGGCAAUCAGCUGCUGCUGCUGCCCAGCAAACUGGAGCCGGAGCUAGUGCUCAGUCCCUCAAAGCUGGGCCAGUAAAACAAAAUAUUAGUUAGGAUUUCAUGCAGCCACACAUAGCCUAUAUAUAUACAUA